Molecule: messenger RNA, 3207 nt
Organism: Candidozyma pseudohaemuli
Lineage: Eukaryota; Fungi; Ascomycota; Pichiomycetes; Serinales; Metschnikowiaceae
Gene: ATC1
Product: alpha,alpha-trehalase
Exons: 1
Coding region: 1-3207 (1068 amino acids)
Biological process (GO): trehalose catabolic process
Cellular component (GO): fungal-type cell wall
Molecular function (GO): carbohydrate binding; alpha,alpha-trehalase activity
Source: RefSeq, a predicted model, not a curated record
AUGGUGCUUGCCACUUUCAUUCUUGUUUGCACCCUCCUUCUUUCGGUCCCUCUGGUCGGGUUCCCGAUCUAUGUGAGGACUCCACCCCUGAGAAGGGUAGAGAAUUCAGGCCUUGACAGCUUGGAGGAGUUGGUUCAAUCUCGUGAGAAUAAGGAAAUCUUCACGAAGUUGCUGUUUGCUGAUAACGCGUUUUAUGAUAAGGAUGCUCAAACCUUGGGUACAUUGGACUGGGUUCCAUACCAUCAAUAUCAACGCCAACCUUACGUUGCCAACGGCUAUUUAGGAAGCAGAAUCCCCAAUUUGGGUCAAGGGUUUGCGUAUGACACAUUAAACAAUGGCACUGUUGUGGACCCUGGAACACCUGAUGCUGAGCUUCCUUCUGAUUUACUGAAUGGGUGGCCUUUAUUCAAUCGGAGAUACUCGGGAGCCUUUGUGGCAGGAUUCUACAACAUUCAGGAGAAUACCACCCUGACUAACUUUCCAUGGCUUUUGCAGGAUGGAUACGAAAGUGUAGUGGCGGCUGUUCCUCAAUGGACCUCCUUGACGUUGAGCGCCAAGGUAGGAGGAAAGGCCUACUCUUUGGAUCCCAGCAAUGACCCUGCAAAGUUUGGCGAAAUUACAAACUAUGCCCAGAAUUUGUCCUUGGCCACUGGAGUUGUCACUACGUCAUUUACUUGGUUAGGAUCGUUGCAAGUUACUUACUCGGUUUUGGCCCAUCGUAGCAAAAUCUCGUUGGGACUCGUCGACUUGAAGGUGCAAAAUAUUGGUGGAAACAACAUUACCGUUGAUGUGCUUGACUCUUUGGAUUUCGAAACUGCUCAGAGAGCUCGCUUUCAGGAAACCUCAGUCGAUAAAUCAAGCAAAGCGAUAUACAUGCUUUAUUCGCCCAACGAUAUCGAUUACGUCUACGGAGCUACUUAUUCUGCCAUUCGUUAUGAUAAAUCCGAAGCUCAUUGCACCGGAUCUGAAUUCACAACCAGUCACUACUCGCUGGGCCAGCGCAUCACAUUUGAAGUGCCAGAAGGAUCUUCAAUUGAGGCUACAAAGCAUGUGGGUGUGGUGACAUCCGAUUUGGAUCCAAACAAAUUUGGCUCCUUUGAUGCGGUGCUACGCGAAGCUCGUUCUGUGGCUCUUGAAAAGGAGCUGUUUGAACUGCUUCUUGAAAGUCAUGCUAGCGAGUGGUCGAAGACUGUCGAUGAUGGCCUCAAAGUUGAGUUCCCUGACGAUCCGCUUUUAACACUAGCCGCAAGAGCUUCCAUCUACCACUUGAAUGCAAACACCAGAGAUGAUGCCUCUGGACUCACAGCUGCAAUGGGUGUAACCGGCCUUUCGUCUGACUCAUAUGGCGGCAUGGUGUUUUGGGACACAGAUCUCUGGAUGAUGAACGGACUUCUUCCGUUCAGCCCUUCUCACGCUCGUUCUUUCGUCAAUUAUCGUCUUCACACCCAUGAACAGGCUCGCAAGAACAUCGAAAGUGAUUAUGCCCCAAAGAAAGACAUGCAUGGCGCAGCUUUCCCAUGGACCAGUGGUAGAUUUGGCAAUUGCACUAGCACUGGCCCUUGCUUUGACUACGAGUAUCAUAUCAAUAUGGCUGUUGCUAGCUCUGCAUGGGAAUUAUUCAAGAGUGGAGCAGUCGACGAUUACUUUUUGGAGCAUCUGGCUUACCCCUUGAUCAACGACGCCGCUGCCUUCUUUGCUGACUAUGUUGAGUACAACGAAACAUUGCAAGCGUACACAACACAUAAUUUGACUGAUCCCGAUGAAUACGCUAAUCAUGUUGACAAUGGUGCUUAUACCAAUGCUGCUAUAUCUGCGACGUUCAAGUGGGCCGCUGCUGUGAGCGAGCAUCUAGGAAAGCCGGUUCCAAAGGCUUACAAUGAUAUCAUGAAUAAUGUGCAUCUUCCAAGAUCUGCUGACGAUCCAAAUAUCAUUUUGGAGUUUACUGGCAUGAAUUCAUCGAUUGGCAUUAAGCAGGCGGAUGUCGUUAUGAUAACAUAUCCAUUGGAAAAUGAAAUGAUUACCCAGGAACUGGCAAGAGCAAGUAUGGAGUAUGCCUCCAUGAAGCAGGUGAGCUUCGGGCCCGCCAUGACGUUCCCGAUCUUUUCGAUUGUAUCAUCUGCACUUCUGGAACGAGGCUGCUCCGCUGAUACAUACCUUGUCAAAGCUAUUCAGCCAUUUUUGCGAGGUCCUUUCGCUCAGUUCUCUGAGCAGAACAGUGAUGACUACUUGACCAACGGAGGAACUCACCCGGCAUUCCCUUUCAUGACGGCUCAUGGCGGUUUCCUUCAAGCCAUUCUCCAGGGGCUUUUGGGUCUUCGCUUCUCCCACAAAACUGAGGAUGGAAAAAUCAUUCGCUUCCUUAAAUUGGACCCCAUCAAACUCAAAACUCUCCCCAGCGGAGUGUAUUUCGAUGGUGUUCACUACAUGAAUCAAACCUUGUCCUUCAAUUUGACCUCCGACGGAUUGCAUGUGAUGCAUCAAGGUCCUAUGAAAGGCCUGAAACCUAAGAAAAUCAAGAUCGAGUUGGGCUCACGUAACCCAGAUGCUGGUGAGCAUACUCUUAUGCCUGGAACCGAUGUUCACUUCAAUCUUUAUGAGACAACUGAAUCGUUCCAAGAUAGUCUUUCCGAGUGUGGUAAAGCAAUCUUCACGAAUAUAACUGAGUGUGCUCCGGGCGAUUCGACUGUGUUAGCUAAUGAUGGAGAUAACACCACCCAUUGGCAAGCUAAAACCCCGGAGAAAAGCAAAAUUUUGAUUGACUUCCGUGAGGUAGUUGAAUUGCAAAACUGUUCAAUCAACUGGGGCGACAAGCCUCCACGUCUGGUCUCUCUCUCUGCCGCAGCUCAGGAUUUGAGCUCCGAUCAUCGUGAUUUGCUUGAUUCGAUUGACUUUUUGAGCCAUGUCGAUUUCAACACUGAUUUGCCGGAGAAAUACAAAUUCAACAAUCCGACUGGAAAGCUUUACAAACAGCAGAAUAUUUUUGCAACAGUCGCAUCCACAUCAGUUGAAGUUAAUGAGCCAUUUAGGCCUAAGGAGGAAGCGUUGAUCGUCUUACCCUCGCGGCACAAUACCACGGAUUUGACACUUGAUGCACCCAUAAAAACCAGAUUUGCUUUGCUCGAAUUCGAAGGUGUUCAUGAUAAAACUUCUGACGACGAUACGAACUCACAAAAAGGUGCUAAAAUUUUCGAACUCAACUUCUUUUGA